AUGACAGAUCCGGUUCUUCUCGGUCAUGAUAUCUCGGUACAAACUCAAACGACGAUAUUCAAUAGCAUCCUGGUCAUCAGUCUGGUUCUUCUGACAGCUGUGCUGCUACCUGCAUUGAUCUCGAAACAUAUAUAUCGCAUGCGGAUAUGGUAUGCGUUGAUAUGCUCAGCGAUAGUGUAUUGCGUAUCGUUUUUCCUUCUCGUUGGGUACCAAAUAGGCCCUGAAGAACCGCCGUUCGGUCUGUGUGUAGCUCAGACGGUGAUGGUUUAUGCAGCACCUGUUUUAAUCGUCUCGUAUGCGUUAUCCUUCUCAAUGGAGUUACUCCUUAGAAUAUGGGCUUAUUCGCGGGGAGAGGAAAUAAAACCUAGUACACAUAUAGCUCUAUUAAUGUUCCCUCUUUUUGUAUAUAUCGUGAUUAUUAUUGAAGGCUUGGUGCUGGCACUUACGAACAAGAACGAAGUUGAACGAGAUCCGACGAUGUUUUACUGUCAUCUACACUCGAGUACACCUGCCCUGAUUAGCGCAGUUGUCAUUACCAUUGAAGCUGGACUGAUGAUCAUUCUCGAAGCGAUCACGGGAAUACUACUCUAUCAGCGUAAGACGCAGCUGGGCAACUCAGUGACUGCGUCUAACACUCCCUUUCCAAUCGGCCUUUUUGUAAGGAAGAUUAUCUACACUAUGAACAUCGGAUUCGCAUUAGGGCUGUACGCAUUUAUCUUGGCUAAUCCGAACAAGUCGAGUGCGAAAUGGUCUUUACUUCUGACAGGACCACCUCUGGUAACUGCAUUGAUAUUUGGACCUCACCAUGACAUAACCCGAUUCUGGUUUUGUCGACGACCGAAUACAACGGAAAGCAGCGGCUCCGUUAGCGAAUCUGGCCAUGGCUUGAUACAUGACUCCAAGUUUGACGAAAUGCGCGGCAAAAUUCCCAGUCCUUUGCCGCUAUACGAACCCACGAUGAGAAUAGACUUGUAA
Molecule: messenger RNA, 975 nt
Organism: Desarmillaria tabescens
Lineage: Eukaryota; Fungi; Basidiomycota; Agaricomycetes; Agaricales; Physalacriaceae
Exons: 11
Coding region: 1-975 (324 amino acids)
Source: RefSeq, a predicted model, not a curated record